AUGUCGGGUGAAGCGUGGCUCUACCUCUUCGCGGUCAUCAUAAAUGCCGUCAACCUGUUCCUGCAGGUUUUCUUCACCAUCAUGUACAGUGAUCUUGAGUGUGACUACAUCAACCCGAUCGACCUUUGCAACAGGCUCAAUGGAUACAUUAUCCCCGAGGUGGCCAUCCAUGGCUUCCUCACCUUUCUGUUCCUCAUCAACGGCUACUGGCUGCCGCUGAUCCUCAACCUCCCCCUCCUCGGCUGGAAUGUCAAGAAAAUCAUUGAUAACACGCACCUGCUGGACGCCACUGAGAUCUUCCGCAAGCUCAAUGUGCACAAGAAGGAAUCCUUCACCAAGCUCGGCUUCCACCUCAUCAUGUUCUUCUUUUACCUGUACAGCAUGAUUGUCGCCCUCAUCCGCGACGAGGCCCACUAA
Molecule: messenger RNA, 417 nt
Organism: Thermochaetoides thermophila DSM 1495
Lineage: Eukaryota; Fungi; Ascomycota; Sordariomycetes; Sordariales; Chaetomiaceae
Exons: 4
Coding region: 1-417 (138 amino acids)
Biological process (GO): endoplasmic reticulum to Golgi vesicle-mediated transport
Cellular component (GO): endoplasmic reticulum membrane; COPII-coated ER to Golgi transport vesicle
Source: RefSeq, a predicted model, not a curated record